CAUCGAACUGUCGCAAUAUUGGCAAGAAACGAAAUUCGAAGAACCUUCCAAAAAUAGUUUGAUUCCUAUUAAGGUACUAGGUGUCAUAUGGGACACCGUGAAAGAUGAACUGAAAUUGGAUUUAUCAUCCAUAAACUGUUCUCUCUCAAGUACUAUUUGCACGAAGCGUGCCAUUUUGCAACUAUCAUGCAUGAUUUUUGACCCUAUCGGGUUUAUAGCUGCAUUCACGAUUCGAGCAAAGGUAUUGUUGCAAGUUACUUGGCAAAGAGGACUUGGAUGGGAUGAUGAGUUACCUAAUGAUUUGAGAAGAAAAUGGAAGAAAUGGACAUUUGAAGUUCCGAAACUGAAAGACAUUAUUAUACCUCGUUGGUACUUUCCUAGGUCUAGUCGAGAGAACAUCGAUUUUCAGAUACAUGUUUUCUGCGAUGCUAGUGAAUUAGCUUUCGGUACUAUAGCUUACCUCAGAUACAUGAAUGAAUCAGGACAGUAUGAAGUUAGCUUUGUCCUUGCAAAAGCUCGAGUUGCACCUGUUAGGAAAAUUACGUUACCGAGACUAGAGCUUUUAUCCGCUGUCCUUGGUGCAAGAGUGCUAGACUCCUUGAGAAGUGUUUUCCACAUAACGAACAAUUAUUAUUUAUGGAGUGAUUCCAUGGUGACUUUACAUUGGAUCAAGGGGUGUGCUAGCAACUGGAAACCCUUUGUAGGGAACAGAGUAAUGGAAGUUCAAGCGAAAACUGAACCAGAAAAUUGGAGACAUUGCUGUGGUAUCGAUAAUCCUGCUGAUUUGCUGACAC
Parasteatoda tepidariorum (common house spider) is the source of this 794-nucleotide messenger RNA. The record is from RefSeq and is a predicted model, not a curated record. Lineage: Eukaryota; Metazoa; Arthropoda; Arachnida; Araneae; Theridiidae.